Molecule: messenger RNA, 816 nt
Organism: Myotis myotis
Lineage: Eukaryota; Metazoa; Chordata; Mammalia; Chiroptera; Vespertilionidae
Gene: RFPL4A
Product: ret finger protein like 4A
Exons: 2
Coding region: 1-816 (271 amino acids)
Molecular function (GO): protein binding
Source: RefSeq, a predicted model, not a curated record
AUGGCCCAGCACUUUAAGGAAGCCGCCCGCUGCCCCGUCUGCCUCACGUACUUUGAGGACCCCGUGAACCUCAAGUGCGGCUACAUCUGCUGCCGCCGGUGCCUGCGCGCCCUGCCCAAGGAGCCGGGCGGCCAGGGGGUGCGGUGCUUCAACUGCUCCAAAGUUUCUCAGACGGCCGACAUCAAGCCCAACAGAGUGCUGGGCAGUCUGGCGGCCAAGGCCAAGGCGAUGGAGCCCCAGCUGACAUCCGUCUUGCAGAUGGACCCCAAGAUUCGCAAGUUCCAUGUGGACAUGACCUUGGACGUGGACACCGCCCACAACUACCUCACCAUCUCCGAGGACCUGCAGCGGGUCCGCAUCGGGGAUCUCCCACAGGGGCGCCGAGCCCACCCUGGGAGAUUCAACGACUCCCCCUGUGUCCUGGGCUCUCCCCGCUUCACCUCUGGUCGCCACUACUGGGAGGUGGACGUGGGGCGCAGCCGGCAGUGGAACCUGGGCCUCUGCCGGGAGUCGGCUCCCCGGCAGGGCGAGGUGGUUCUGUCCGCGGAGCUCGGCUUCUGGACCGUGAGCUGCAAGGACGGGAACCAGUUCAUCGCCGGCACCGAGCCCGCCUUGGGGCUCAUGGUCCAGCCCCGCCUGCGCCGCCUGGGCCUCUUCCUGGACGUGGAGAUGGGGACCUUCUCCUUCUACCACAUGGCCGAUGGGUCCCACGUGUUCACGUUCCCCGCCAUUUCGGCUGAGGAGCCCCUGCGCCCCUUUUUCGGGCCUGCGGAUUGCACAGGGCAUGAUGAGAGCUGGCUGGCCCUCUGUCCCUGA